This is a messenger RNA of Agelaius phoeniceus (red-winged blackbird), 4705 nucleotides long. The record is from RefSeq and is a predicted model, not a curated record. NCBI's taxonomy places the organism in Eukaryota, Metazoa, Chordata, Aves, Passeriformes, Icteridae.
AUGGCGGACAGAGACAGCGGCAGCGAGCAGGGCGGCGGCGGCGGGGGCGCGGCGGGCGCCGGGGGGCCGGGCGCGGGCGGCGGCGGCCCGGGCGGCGGCGGCGGCGGCGGCGGGGGCCCGGGCGGCGGGCUGCAGCACGAGACGCAGGAGCUGGCCUCCAAGCGGGUGGACAUCCAGAACAAGCGCUUCUACCUGGACGUGAAGCAGAACGCCAAGGGCCGCUUCCUCAAGAUCGCCGAGGUGGGCGCGGGCGGCAACAAGAGCCGCCUGACCCUCUCCAUGUCGGUGGCCGUCGAGUUCCGCGACUACCUGGGCGACUUCAUCGAGCACUACGCGCAGCUGGGGCCCAGCCAGCCCCCCGAGCUGGCGCAGGCGGCCGACGAGCCCCGGCGGGCGCUGAAGAGCGAGUUCCUGGUGCGGGAGAACCGCAAGUACUACAUGGAUCUGAAGGAGAACCAGCGCGGGCGCUUCCUGCGCGUCCGCCAGACCGUGAACCGCGGCCCGGGGCUGGGCUCCACGCAGGGCCAGACCAUCGCGCUGCCCGCACAGGGCCUCAUCGAGUUCCGCGACGCCCUGGCCAAGCUCAUCGACGACUACGGCGUGGAGGAGGAGCCGGCCGAGCUGCCCGAGGGCACCUCCUUGACUGUGGACAACAAGCGUUUCUUCUUCGACGUGGGUUCCAACAAGUACGGCGUGUUCAUGCGGGUGAGCGAGGUGAAGCCCACCUACCGCAACUCCAUCACCGUCCCCUACAAGGUCUGGGCCAAGUUCGGCCACACCUUCUGCAAGUACUCGGACGAGAUGAAGAAGAUCCAGGAGAAGCAGCGGGACAAGCGCGCCGCCGCCGCCGCCGCCCCCGCCGUGGGCGCCGAGCCGCCCCCCGAGGCCGAGGCGGCCGCCGCCGGGCCGCCCGGCGCGCUGCUGCAGGCCGAGGAGCCCGAGGAGGACUGACCGCCCGCCCCCCGGGACGCGGACUGGCCCCGCCGCCGGCGGGAGGGCGGGCGGGCGGCGGGGCGCGGGGGCGGCGGCCCGGAGCCCCCCCUCCGCCCGGAGCCCCCCCGGCCGCGCCGCCCGCCCGGCGCCCCCCCCGCCGCCCGGCAGCAGCAGCGCCUCAGACCCGCCACCCAUCGCUGGAUGUUCCUCCACUUUACCCACCGUAUCAAACAUACUUAACCUGACGUGCAGCGGUUUCCAGUCCACCUGUUUUUGGACAGCAGGUAGCGAGUCUUUCCGUGUGGCCACUGGCACUAGCACUAUCUCCUGAACUCGUGUGAGGUCCGGACCGAUGCUUUGAUCCCUGUUCACUUCCGUAGGCCUGUUAGGAAGCAGUGCAGCGAGGGCAGCGUGAUCCCACUGAGCCAUGGGGGUCGGAGUUUGGUUGGACAGUGAAAGCCAAGCCGGUGUGUGUCCGUCAUGGAUUUCCAUGUAGCUGUGGUGCUAGUUAUUAUUACUGGCUACAUACCUGGCCAGCCUGGCCAUGCCCUGCCCUCCCCGUCCCAGCUCCCGCCGGGCGCGGGCUCUGCUCGAAGCCUAGGCUAGGGAAACACAGAUUUGUCAGAACACUAAUCUGUCCAGGUGUGUUCUCCAAAUUGAAAUCGUUUGUAAUAAUAAGAAGAAUAAUAAUAGACUUUUACAGGUUGUCUUCGUUGUUUUUCAGUUAUGUUUUUUUUUUUCUUCAAAAAAAAAAGUUGGUGUGCUUUUAAUUGACUAACUUCUUGCUGCUGUAUAGUAAAAUAUUAAUAUAUUUUUAUCAUUAAACUGCUGCAUGACUAUCAUCAUUGCGAGUGAAGAGAAAAUGUUAUAAAAAAAAGAUGCCUUAAACAGUGAAAACAAAACUUUAUUUUUUGUUUUUUCUUUUCUUUUCUUUUCUUGGCUGGAAUUCAGUAGAGAGCAUUUCAGAGAAACUAGAAUCUUGUUCCACUCAGAAGUUUUUUGGGAAUGCAAUCAUUUUGCUGAAUGGUCUUGGCUGAGUUAGGGGUCAGGUAGACCUGAGCUGCUCCUGUGCGAGCAGGAGCUGCCAGCGCUUCUUUACCGAGGGGCAAGGAUGGAGUUUCUGAAGGGUGGGGAGAAAACAAAAAAAAAGCUUGUUUUAAAGAAUUUGAUUUCCUGCUGUCAUUUUAUUCCCAGUUGAAAUUAUAAUUCCCUUUUUCUUCUUGGGGUUUUUAUUUUGUUGGUUUGUUUUUUUGGGUUUUUUUUGAGAUGUACUGUAAGUGUCAAAACAAGCUGUUUCCAUUGUACCAUGCAUUAUUGCCCUUGAAAGAAGUUUGCUGUUAGUGUUCACAGAAAGUUAAACACGAGCCGCUGGUAGCGAGGUGUUUCUGUUUCUUUUUAAACAAUCACUGGAAAUGUUUAAAAUUGCUUUAAUGUGCACUUUUCCUAUUUCCCAGUAGUGAAAUAAGCUUUUCAGAGUGCGUAAUGUGACAUUUGAAAUGGUUCUCAAUUGCAUGUAAACAUGUGUCUGAUAACCUGCUUCUGAAUCGGAGGCUCUGGAUGGGCAGUUCCAGCGAUUAUUGUACUUCAACUGUGAUGUGUCGGGACUGCACUCUCCAUGCUGCUAGACGUAGUUAGGAAUUUAAUUGCUUUGGUUGUUUUUUUUGCUACUUGAUUGAUUGUCUCGGUCCUGCUGUUCGCUGCCCUCCCCAAAGUUGUCGCGCUGCCGACGGACGCGCUCCGGCGCCCGUAGUUCCAACGCCGCCGCGGUGCGUUCCCUGCAAUAAGUAGCGGGAGGCGAGGAGAGCACGGCAGAGUGUCCUUCCGUCCCUGCCGGCUCCUGGGAGCAUCGCUAACGAGGCAGGCUCCUCCCGUGGUCUUCCUCGCCCGCGCCGCCCGGAUCCUGCCCAGGAUCCGGCUGACCGGAGGAGCGCACGGGCCGCGCGGGUCCAGUCAAACCAGUACAGCCUGGAACGGCCCGCGGGCAGUUCUGUGAACAGUGGCCGAGAACUUGUGGUCAGUUUUUGUCUCGUUUUGGGUUUCUUCUGCGUGUUUCUUUGGUUUUUUUGUUUCGUUUUGGUUUUUUCUUCUUUUAACGCACGUUCUGUAUGUUCAAGGACUUGAUGAAUGAUGAUAACGAAAGACUAAAAUGACUGUAAAGAUUUGUGGGAUUUUGCUCCUCGUUGUUUUAGUUUUCAUUGGAUUUAUUUUUUCGCUUUUUUUGUUUUAAUUUUUGUUUUCCCGGAGGUGCUCGGUACUUUACCAAGGCUCUAAUAUCUCAGUAUUUAAAACAAAGUACAGAAAACCCUGUUUAAUGUUAGAAGAAGAAAGGUAUAUUUGACCAUAUGUGUUGUUUUAAAAAAAGACAGUAUGCUCAAAUGUGCCAAGAUACCUAAUUCCUGAGAAGUAUGCCUUAUAUUUUCCUUGAUGAUAUGCUUUUAAAUGUCUUGUAGAAUAGGUCCAAGAGCAUGAUAAAAGCUACUUUAUAAUGACUACGUGCAAGAAAACUUGAAAUUCAUUGCAAUACUGACAUUAUUUUAUUUUUAAGUUAAAGGGACACUGUCAAGUAAUUUACCAUUGAAAUACAACCACCUUUUAAGUGGUUUUAUGCUAACGGGGAAAUGUCCUCCGAAUUCAAAUUCUAUUUUUUUUGUUAAAAUGAAAACAAAACAAAAAAAAAAUGAAAUUGCUCUGUCUUUGAGAAUUUAAAUAAAAAAGAAAAAAAAGAAACAGCACGAGCCGCUGUUGAUUCCUGCCUCUUCUUUGCGGUCCCGCUUACGAUGCUGCGGCGGGAGGCAGCCAGCAGCUUCCCGGGAGCCGGGGGGCCCGGCCGGACCCUCCGGGGUUCCCCCCGAGCCCCGGUACCGGGAGCCCCCGGGAUGGGCCGGGCGGGAUCGGCGGGCGAGCAGGAGCCGCGGGUGCCGGGAGCGCUCCGAGCUCCCAGCCGGGCGCGCCCGUAGGCGGAGGGCUUUUCGUUUUUUGGAAAUUCAAUUGGGAAAAACAAAAAAAAAACCAAAAAAAGGAAAUAAAUACUUGACAGUGUCACUUUGUGCGUAUCCCUCGCAGGGGUUGAAAUGCGCUGGGCGCAGCGCUGCCGGGAGAGCGGCUCCCGACCUGUCCCGGGACUGGGGGAAGCACAGAGGGGGCAGCGGGCGGGCGCAGAGCCCACCCCGUGAGCCAGGCAGAGCUGCUGCCGGGGAUUUAACCCCUGCUCAGAGCCGACCGGUAACUUCUUUUUUUUCGUUUAGUUUUGGGUUUGGGUUGUUUUUUUUUUUUUGGGAGCAAUUACUUUGUUGCCUUUAAAAAUAGCACUGUAACCACCUUUUUUUAUGAUUAGCUGUAGUGUAACCUUUGUCCCUUCAAACUAUGCAAGCUAUGAAAUGUAAAUUAGGGAUCAGUUAAAGAUAGUUGAUUAUAUUCAAUCAGAUGACAUUCAUGCACUAACUGGAGUAUAUACAGAUAAAGCUAUUAGAGUGACUUGUAUGCUAACAGCAAGAUAUAACAUACCUACCUAUUCUAAAAAAAUGACUAUUAAUAUUGUAUAACAGGACUGUGGGGGUUGGGAGGGAAUGUUAUCUCUUAUCUUCUUAAAAGGGGAUUUAAGAUUUUUAUAACUGUUUUUUCCAUCAAACUUUAAUAUUUUUGUCAAAUUUUUAGGUAUUUAAUUUGUAAAAUAGAUUUUACUUUGUACUGGCGUACAGAAAAUAGGGGUUGAUUUAAACUUUUUUGAAGCCAAGUGAUCAAGUACAUUUGUAAUAAAAAGUCAAUGGAUCUA